GCCGCUCCGGGCCGGUAGGGACAGUGGCGGCGGCGGCGGCGGAAGGGGAGGUGCGGCGGCGGCGGGGCGGCCAUGGCGGAGCCCGCCCGGGAGGAGCUCUCGGCCUUGGCCGCGAUUUUCUGCGGGCCCGACGAGUGGAAAGUGCUGAGUCGCUCAGAGACAGAUGGGACUGUGUUCAGAAUUCUCACAAAAGCCGAAGGACUUAUGGGUGCGGAUGUACCUUUAGAAUUGGUGUUCCAUUUGCCACUCAAUUACCCUUCGUGUCUACCUGGUAUCUCGGUCCACUCUGAACACCUGACCCGGGCCCAGUCCGUGACUGUGAAAGAGAAGUUACUUAAGCAAGCAGAGAACCUUUUGUCGGAACCUAUGGUUCACGAGCUGGUUCUCUGGAUUCAGCAGAAUCUCAGGCACGUCCUCAACCAACCAGACACUGGAAGUGGCAGUGCAAAGUGUACUUUUGCAACAGGCACGAUUGUGGAUGAUGGACCGUGGCUAACUCUUGUGCAUUUAGAUCACAUGAGAGCAAAGACCAAAUAUGUCAAAACUGUUGAGACGUGGGCUUCCGAUUUAAAGCUGACAGGAAGACUGAUGUUCAUGGGUAAAAUGAUACUGAUUUUACUACAAGGAGACAGAAGCAAUAUCAAGGAGUACCUGAUUCUUCAGAAAACCUCCAAAGUAGAUGUGGACUCAAGUGGAAAGAAAUGCAAAGAGAAAAUGAUUAGUGUACUGUUUGAAACAAAAGUACAGACAGAACACAAAAGGUUUCUGGCAUUUGAAGUCAAAGAGUAUUCAUCGUUGGAUGAGUUACAAAAGGAAUUUGAAACUGCAGGACUUAAGAAGCUUUUCUCUGAAUUUGUGCUCAGGCUGGUAAAAUGAAACGAAAGACAGGAAUCUCUUAGUAAGACAGCACUGGUGUUUUGUUUUGUUUGUGUUUUACGGUGGGUUUGGGGAAUGGCUAAUUGAAAUCCUCAUAAGAAAACAAUUUUAAAGUUUCUCUGAAGCAAAAUGAUAGACACCAUUCUAACUUCAGGGGAAAAAAAAAGCCCAUUUUGUUUAUGGACUAUUAAACAGUAAAAACACCCAUGUAUUCUAAUUUUUGCAAGUAAAGGCUAGGUUCAAUAGAUGGAACGUUACUGAAAGAUAAAUAUAAAAUGAUGAUGGUAAAUGAGCCCUUGUGAUUAUAUAGAGGAUUUGUUUGGAACUGUGCAAUUUUCUGGCCAAUUUUCUUGUAAUUAAAUGAAUUUUUUAAAGAUUUGUUUUCAUGUUCACUUUAUUUCAUGUUUACAUUUUUAGCAUUUGAUCACGAUUUUCCCCCAUUCAGCUUAUUAUGUCUGAUGUUUUAAGUUGAAUGUUAAGAAAAAUAUAACACUGAUUUCUUUGUGAAAGUGCAUAAACUGUUAGUUUAAAUACAAACCAAAGAAGUUCUAUA
Odobenus rosmarus divergens (Pacific walrus) is the source of this 1429-nucleotide messenger RNA. It is a transcript of the gene RWDD3, whose product is annotated as RWD domain-containing protein 3-like. The transcript has 4 exons. The record is from RefSeq and is a predicted model, not a curated record. Gene Ontology annotation, biological process: positive regulation of protein sumoylation; positive regulation of hypoxia-inducible factor-1alpha signaling pathway. Bases 73 to 876 code for a protein of 267 amino acids. Gene Ontology annotation, molecular function: protein binding. NCBI's taxonomy places the organism in Eukaryota, Metazoa, Chordata, Mammalia, Carnivora, Odobenidae.